Prunus armeniaca (apricot) is the source of this 279-nucleotide messenger RNA. The record is from the annotation of a GenBank genome assembly. NCBI's taxonomy places the organism in Eukaryota, Viridiplantae, Streptophyta, Magnoliopsida, Rosales, Rosaceae.
AUGGAAAGUUCAGCAACUGAGGAGCAGCAGAGAGAAGGACCCCGUUUCAACAGCCCCUGCACUUUCUUUGAACAAGUCAUCAAGGCUUGCCUCGACUGUUUUGGACUUCAUGAUGAUCAUAGUCAACACCCCCCUCCUCUACGGACCGAAAGAGAAAUGAAAUUUAAUGAAGAGACAAUUAUGAUGAUGGCUACAAGAUCAAGGAAGGCGACUAAACCACCUAUAAGCUCUGGUCCAGGUGGUCAGAUUAACUUUUCUUCUUCUGUUUCUUCCUCCUAA